Molecule: messenger RNA, 3396 nt
Organism: Heterostelium album PN500
Lineage: Eukaryota; Evosea; Eumycetozoa; Acytosteliales; Acytosteliaceae
Product: Pol
Exons: 6
Coding region: 1-3396 (1131 amino acids)
Source: RefSeq, a predicted model, not a curated record
AUGGAUCAAACAAAAGAAUUAAACAACCAAACUCAAGAGACCUUCGCUUCGGUGGCAUCUAAAGCCACUCAAGCUGAAUAUACCAACACACUUAGUACACUAGAAGAUAGAUUUAAACUAUUAGAAAAAGUUAUUAGUCACCAUCGUAUACCCACCACAACACCAGCUUUUGGUUGCUUACUGGUUGGUAAGAUUAAGUAUACUACAGAAAGUACGCUAACUACCGACGAACUUAACGCGAUAAUCGGCAAACUACCAAAUUGCAAUGCCACUACAUCAACUAAAAACAACAGAACAACACUAAGCGUUACAACAGAAAACCACACCCAAACAGACAUCUUACUUAACGGCAACUACACCUUCAAAUGUAAUAAAACCGAAGGUACAAUCGACUUUAAUGUUAUCGGCGCACACAGAGUUAACAUUAAGAUACCAGUUAUUGUAGCUGUAGACAGAACACAAACAGAAGACUUUCUACGUGUCAUGUGCGGCCGUAUACCCCAACUCGUCAAAAUCAAACACCUCGACAAAGCCUGCAUCGUCACUGGUUACUUCAAAGAGAAGACUGACCUUGACACUUCCUUAAAGAGAGUCAUCUACGAAUCCUUUGAGCUCUCUACCUCAGCACCCAAAGGCAUUAUUGGAAACCCAGGUACCAACCACCAAACAUUCUCACCUACUAUCCCAACUACUAUCCCGCCACCUGCUAGACUCAACAUCUUACCGAGUAAUUCCAAACGUAUGAGAUUUGGUAAUAAACAAAACAGUAAAGCGGUAUCAACUAAACCUAGCAACACACAACACAACAAGCAAAUACCAACAACAAACAACGUUACUGAUAGCAAUAAUAACACUGUAGUUAAUAGCCAACAAACAUCAACAGUCAACGUUACCACUAAUGAUAAUUCAAAUAGUGAUACCAUCUUAACAAACUCUAAACUUCCUAACACUGCAACAAUCACAACCACAACCACAACUACCCAAACUGCUACUAGCAACAACCCAUCAACAAACAAUGUAGCAGCUAUCACAGUACCCACUCAGGGAACCUCCACUACAGAGGCCACCGGAGAUUUCAACUACAACUUAAAUGAACUAAACACAUUUAAAAAUGAUAACCCAUUCGCUAAAUUUAUCAACUCUUUUAGUUUACAUGACACCUGUUAUAGCAAUGAUUUCACAAGAACACAGAACGGACCACACGGUUUAUCAUUCUCACGUCUUGAUGGAUAUUUUAUCUCCACACCUAACACAAACACAAAUUUUCAAUUUAAUAUUUCUAAACCUAAAAACUCAAAAAUUAAAUCCGAUCAUCUCGCCACAUUUCUCACAAUUAAACUUGAUAAGAUUAAUUUCCCAAACAUUCACACUAAACCAACACAAAAUAAUAAUAAUUACUUUAUUACAAGAUCCAAACUUGGUAAAAAUGAACCAGAAACUCUGGCGAAUUUCACCGAAAAUGAACUCACCUCUGCCGUCUCCAACUCAUCCAAUAGGAAGUCUCCCGGUCACGACCUCCUUCUAAACGAGAUCAUAAAGCUAUUACCAGAGAGUGCACUAAAGAUACUCCUACACAUCUACAACUCCUCUCUUCUACUUGGAGACAUCCCAACAGACUGGAAACUUGGUAUAGUUUAUCCCAUAUUCAAAGAUGGAAACCAAUGCGAACUAGACAACUACAGAGCAAUAACACUCCUACCAAACACCUACAAAUUAUUCAUGUACAUAAUCAACAACCGAGUACAACACACAACCGAAAAUAAACCAACCAACCUCAACUUCGCAGAAUCACAGUACGGAUUUAGGAACAAGAGAUCAACCACAAUGCCACUGCACAUAAUUAACAACAUCAUCACCGACGCCAACAUCUUUAAUAAAGAUCUAUGGCUUAUCUUCGUUGAUAUUAUCAAGGCAUUUGACUCCAUAGAACUAUGGUCCAUCAUCGAAGGUCUAGAAUGGAAAGGAGUCGAUAUCCACACAAUCAACUUCAUCAAGAACAUCAACACCAACUGUUAUAUACAGAUUAUCACACCUUUUGGUUUAACAAAUAGGAUAUUGACAGGCCGUGGCGUCAAACAAGGUUGUCCUCUCUCCCCUGCCCUAUGGAACUUUGUUAUAGAUCCUAUCCUCCACUAUCUAAACAGGCUUAAUAGCGGUUAUAGGAUACUCAGAUCACAUAAACCAAUCAACAACCUAGCCGUAGCUGAUGACAUUAUCUUAAUGGAAUCAACUAGAAACUUAGCACAACUCCUCCUCAACAGACUCAACGAUUUCCUCACAUAUCAUGGACUCCUUAUCAACAACAAGAAAUCAGCUUUCAUUGGCAAAACCUACAAAUAUCUUGGUGUACACAUCUUACCAACACAAACAUGGAGCAACCACACCAACCAUGUCAAAAACAAGAUCACACCUACUUUAGAAUCUCUCGCAAGAAACACGUUAUACUCUGAUCAAUAUGUCCGUGCUAUUAACGCUAUUACUUCGCCUGCCAUUACCUAUGGAAUGGGAAUCAUCAACUACUCUCCAACUACACUUAAACAAUUCGAUAUUCUCAACCGCAAGGUCAUCAAACAUAGAAAAUUCUGGCUCAACAACACUGCAUCUAACCUAUUCCAUUCUUCUACUGAUAUGUUUGGACUGAACCUUACCUCCAUGACUGACGCGAAUGAAUACCUUACAGCACACUCUUUCUACCGUCUUCUAAAUCUGGAAAACACUAUACUCAACACAUCUACGUUCUCACUGUGGAGAAAACUCCAGUCCAUCCACGCAGAUCCAACCCUCCUCUUCAUUGACACAUCCAUCAAGAAGCUCAAGAAAACUAGCCACUUCCUCUUCUUUUCCAUCUGCAAAAAAUAUGGAAUUAAACUCAACAGUAACCACCCACUCAUCAACCCCAUUAACAGACUCGAUCAACCUGACUUUUACUUUCAACAUAAUUCGAUAAUCAAGAGUAAAUUAGUUAAUAAUGAAAGCAAAAACACCAACGCAAAACAACUAUUCAUUAUCAACAACAACACAUACAGUAUAAUAAAACCUAAAGCACUAGAAGAUCUCAACCUAAACAACAUCGAUAAAUCUCAACUCAGAUAUUUCAGAACAACAUUAUGCGAUAAGGAACAAGCUUCUUCAGGAAUAAUUAAAAAUAGCAUUAAAAUCAAAAUCAACCUAAUCAAAUCAUACACACCUACCAACCAAAUAACCCCACCUUCCACCACCCAACAUACUACAUUACAAUUACCUACUAACUCCCUUUCCCUUCCUACAGCAAUCCACAAGAUCUACACAGAUGGCUCCUGCCAUAAACAAAUUGAAAAAGAGAAUACAACCAAUUUAAAUCUUUUUUCUUUUUUCUCCCUUUUCUACAUCUUUUUCUUCCCAGGUCUGUUAAGUUAA